AUGCUGAAUCACAUUGGGCGCUGGAAGAGGUCAGGGCACCUUUCCCCUGACGCUAACGGCGAUCCUAAGACCGACUACUCAAGAUGGCGAUUGCUGGACGAUGAUGGCCGCCAAACAUGGCAUUACCUCGAAUCCGACGAAGAGAAUAAAGAAUGGCCCCAAACGAUCGCGGACAAGUAUUUUCUGGGGCUCCCUACGGGCCUCCCAGAACUGCCGAAAGCCAAGACUCCCAUGCAGUGUGCUGAAAAUGGCCUAGAAUUCUUUUCCAAGCUGCAGCUUCCUCCAGGGAACUGGGCCUGCGAGUACGGAGGCCCCAUGUUUCUGCUCCCGGGGCUGAUCAUCACUUACUAUGUCACAAAUACUCCUAUCCCGCCGGAGUAUGCGACUGAGAUCAUAAGAUAUCUCUUUGCGCGACAACAUUCUGAGGAUGGCGGCUGGGGUCUGCACAUUGAGGCCCAUAGCUCGGUCUUUGGUACGAGUAUGAACUACGUCGUGCUGCGUAUCUUGGGCGUCGGCGAAGAUGAUCCUAGGAUGAUCAAGGCUCGUGGGCUGUUGCAUAGCUUUGGCGGUGCUAUUUAUGGGCCGCAUUGGUCUAAGUUCUGGCUUAGUAUUCUUGGUGUCAUGGAAUGGGACUGUGUCAACCCUGUCCCUCCAGAGAUCUGGCUACUUCCUGACUGGGUUCCUUUCGCUCCCUGGCGCUGGUGGAUUCAUAUGCGCCAGGUGUUCUUGCCCAUGUCAUACCUAUGGUCUAAAAAGUAUACAUACCCCUUGACUGCUCUCACGAAGCAGUUGAGGCAGGAACUGUACCCACAACCGUACGGCUCCAUCGACUUUGCCAGUCACCGCAACUCAAUCCACAAAGCUGACAACUACUACCCUAAAACGUGGCUUCUGAACUCUCUCAAUUCGCUCCUCGUGAAUGUCUGGAACCCUUUCUUGCGAGUGUCGGCCAUAGCCAAGCGUGCAGAAGAUUGGACGUGGGAGCUGAUCCGCAUGGAAGAUGAGAAUACUGACUAUGCCGGCCUUGGACCUGUGAACAGCCCAAUGAAUAUGAUUGCAUGUUUAGUCCACGAUGGCCCGGAUAGUUACUCCGUGCGACGACAUCGAGAACGCUUGCAUGACUAUAUGUGGAUGAAGGAUGAAGGCAUGUUGAUGAAUGGAACCAAUGGUGUUCAGGUUUGGGAUACGGCAUUUAUUACACAGGCUAUAGUUGUGGCCGGGUUCGCUGAUGAUCCGAAAUGGCGCCCGAUGCUCACCAAAGCCCUGGAAUUUUUAGACGCGCACCAGAUUCGAGAAAACGUCCCCGACCAAGAAAAGUGCUACCGUCAACACCGGAAGGGAGCGUGGCCAUUUAGUACCAAGACUCAGGGCUACACCGUCAGUGACUGCACUGCUGAAGGUUUACGGUCAACCAUUCAGCUCCAAGAAAUGCACAAAUAUCCGAAAGUCAUCUCAGAAGAGCGACUCAAGGACAGUGUCGAUUGCUUGUUGUUGAUGCAGAAUCCUUCCGGUGGCUUUACCGAGUAUGAGACGACCCGUGGUUCCCCGAAGAUUGAAUGGCUCAAUGCCGCGGAAGUUUUUGGCGGUAUCAUGAUCGGUUAUGAUUACCCCGAGUGCACCACCGCAUCAGUCACUGCGCUCUCCCUCUUCAGCAAAUUUUACCCCAAUUACCGCGCCGACGAGAUCAGGGCAGCAAAAGAGAAAGCUGUCAGAUACAUCAAGCGCGUGCAAAGAGCAGAUGGUAGCUGGUACGGAUCUUGGGGUAUCUGCUUUACCUAUGCCGCCAUGUUCGCACUCGAAAGCUUGGCAAGCAUUGGAGAGACCUAUGAGACCAGUGAGUAUUCUCGCCGUGGCUGCGAGUUCCUGAUCUCCAAGCAGAAGGAGGAUGGAGGCUGGGGAGAGUCAUACCUCAGCAGUGAGAAACAUGUUUACGUCCAACAUGAAAAAUCACAAGUGUGCCAGACGGCUUGGGCGUGUCUUGCUCUGAUGGAGGCAGGUUACCCCCACCAAGAACCACUCCAGAAGGCGAUGAAGCUCAUGAUGUCUCGACAACAACCCAAUGGCGAAUGGUUGCAAGAGGCCAUCGAGGGAGUGUUCAACCAGUCUUGUAUGAUCUCGUACCCCAACUACAAGUUCUACUGGCCCAUUCGUGCCCUUGGGUUGUACAGCAAGAAGUUCGGAAACGAAGAGCUGCAAUGA
Aspergillus mulundensis is the source of this 2199-nucleotide messenger RNA. RefSeq names its product terpene cyclase/mutase family protein. Gene Ontology annotation, cellular component: lipid droplet. The transcript has 4 exons. Gene Ontology annotation, biological process: triterpenoid biosynthetic process; ergosterol biosynthetic process. Lineage: Eukaryota; Fungi; Ascomycota; Eurotiomycetes; Eurotiales; Aspergillaceae. The record is from RefSeq and is a predicted model, not a curated record. Gene Ontology annotation, molecular function: lanosterol synthase activity. The coding region runs from base 1 to 2199 and encodes 732 amino acids.